Messenger RNA from Blumeria graminis f. sp. triticale, 495 nucleotides. The record is from the annotation of a GenBank genome assembly. Lineage: Eukaryota; Fungi; Ascomycota; Leotiomycetes; Helotiales; Erysiphaceae.
AUGCGCUUUUCCAGCAUCACCAUCAUUCUCCAAAGCGCAAGCAUCUUCUUCACAACUGUGGCUGGGGUCACUACCAAUCAAAUAGAUGAGCCAAGGAAAUCAUUUGUUUGUAAUGGAGUUACUAUUAAAUUCAAUAAAUUUGGUCAUCAACGCAGUUUAGUAGAAGAUGCAGCGAGCAAGUUUCAACCAGGGAGUUUGUACCAAAUAUAUACGUAUGAAUUGACUCAGGCACGCCAGAACGAGCAUACCUAUAGGACUCCUUUCGUGUAUGCAGAUAAUGAUACCACUAACUUAUCUUUUUACCUACUCGCCGAUUUGACAUCAUACGAAAACCAUCGUGCUUAUUUCAUCACAUUUGACUACUAUCUCGUGAUGGACGGCCGCUAUCGCGCUCAUGCUAUAUUACUUAAAAAAACACAGGAAAAUCGACCGGGCUAUUAUGAACAGAUGUCAGACCCAUCUUACGAGUUAUGCAAAGUUGGAUCGUUUCGCUGA